Molecule: messenger RNA, 1816 nt
Organism: Olea europaea var. sylvestris
Lineage: Eukaryota; Viridiplantae; Streptophyta; Magnoliopsida; Lamiales; Oleaceae
Product: protein PIN-LIKES 7-like
Exons: 10
Coding region: 120-1388 (422 amino acids)
Biological process (GO): endoplasmic reticulum to cytosol auxin transport
Cellular component (GO): membrane
Source: RefSeq, a predicted model, not a curated record
UUAAAAUCUUACCAGUUUCCAGUCGCGUCCAUGAUUUUAGUUUCUUGAAUAUGAGCUAAACCUUGGUCUCUCUCUUCUUCAUCCUCCUCAUCUGUCUGAGUUAGUUUCCAUAGAAAGAGAUGGGGUUCUGGUCACUACUGGAGGUGGCAUCUAUGCCAAAUUUGCAGAUGCUUUUGAUUUCUGCAUUAGGAGCUUUGAUGGCUACUAAUUAUCUCAAUCUUCUUUCUCCUGACGCCAGAAGAUCUAUGAAUAAAAUUGUGUUCGUGGUCUUCUCUCCAUCACUCGUGUUUACAAGUCUGGCAAAGUCUGUCACCCUUCAAGAUCUCAUCUCAUGGUGGUUUAUGCCCGUUAAUAUUGGCUUAACCUUUCUAUUUGGAGGAAUUCUUGGAUGGAUUGCAGUCAAAAUAUUGAGGCCAGAGCCACAUCUAGAGGGCCUUAUCAUUGCCACAUGUUCAGCAGGAAACUUGGGAAAUCUUUUGUUGAUACUUGUUCCUGCAAUCUGCAAGGAAGAUAGAAAUCCAUUUGGUGAUCCCAACGUCUGUGCUUCUGUUGGAUUCUCAUAUGUAUCGUUAUCGAUGUCUCUCGGUGGUAUCUUCAUAUGGACUCAUACUUACCAUUUGAUACGAAGUUCUGCUACGAAGUAUAAGGCGAUGAAUGCUGCUGAGGAGUCGUCCAAGAAACCCAACAUGGAUUUAGAUGCAAAUGAGUCGUCGAAUCUUCUUGACAGAGGAGAAGAGGAUGUUGCUAUAACCAUGUCAACAACAAAAUCUCCAAGAGAUGACACAAAUGAUCGAACUAUUGAGUCCGAGUCGAUUGGAUCAGAUGGGAAGCUCGUUACACAGAGUGCAUCAGCGAGGAGCACGUUAUCGGGAAUUUUGCAUCAGAUAUUGGAGGAGAUACUGGCACCUCCUACCCUUGGUGCAAUUAUUGGAUUAAUCUUUGGGGCUAUUACAUGGCUCAAAAACCUUAUUAUUGGUGAAAGUGCUCCACUUAGAUUUAUCCAGGAUUCUUUAAAAUUACUCGGGGAUGGAACCAUCCCUUGCAUGACCCUUAUACUUGGAGGCAACCUAACACAAGGUUUACGCAAGGCGAGUUUGAGGCCGCUUGUUAUCCUAGCAGUCAUCUGCGUACGCUAUGUGAUACUUCCUGCAGUUGGGAUUGGUAUCAUUAAAGCAGCUGCUCAAUUUGGCUUCCUUGCAGCAGAUCCACUCUACCAUUUUGUGCUGAUGAUUCAAUACACUCUCCCUCCUGCAAUGGCCAUCGGUACUAUGACACAACUCUUUGAUGUGGCUCAAGAGGAGUGUUCAGUACUGUUUCUAUGGACUUACGUGGUUGCAGCCAUUUCACUAACAGUAUGGUCUACUGUCUUCAUGUGGAUCUUGUCCUGAAGGAAGGAAUGGACCAUGUUUGGGUACAUAUAUUCGAGAAUUGGGAUUUUGUUUGUGAAAAAGAAGAUACAUUUAUUCGAGAAUUGGAAUUUUGUUUGUCAAAAAGAAAAGAAUAAUAGAGACUUGUCCUGAAGGAACUAAUGGGCCCUGUUUGGAUGCAUAUAUUCGACAAUUGGGAUUUUGUUUGUGAAAAAGAGAGAAAGAACUGGGAUUUCGAAACAGAGAUGCUAUCUAUAUAAUAUUGAUAUAGAUAUAGAAAGGCAAAUGACAUGUGAUGCAAGGAAAAAAAAAGAAAAAAAAGGAAGCCUUCCGUUGGAUUCAGACUUUAGUAUUGUUUUCCCUUUUCUAAUACAUGUUUCUGAAGUAAAUAGUUGUACCAUUAUUUCCUAUAAUUAAAGGGAAAUCUACUCACAAGCAUUAUUAACUAA